Molecule: messenger RNA, 1071 nt
Organism: Acaulospora colombiana
Lineage: Eukaryota; Fungi; Glomeromycota; Glomeromycetes; Diversisporales; Acaulosporaceae
Source: the annotation of a GenBank genome assembly
AUGGAAGACUGGAAAGGGGGGCUCCCCGCUGCGAAAAUAUACGAGAAAAUACUUCCAAAAUUGGUCGAAGAAUCCAUAUUUCCAUCCAUUCCUUAUGUAUAUGGCUCCCCGUAUGGCGGGGAAGGUUGGGACACAAGCAGUCCAUUCAUCGGCGACGUGAGCAGCGAGUUCGGGAUUCCAUCUAUACCAAAUCUUGCCACCGUUGAAAAGUUCUUCCCCACUGACACCAAGGAGACAGCCCAGGGCAGACACCCUCAGUCUAGAGCGAUGCAACAACACAAUAAAGCCGGCUCUUACGAGAGGCGCUAUGUCUAUCUUACUCAACUUAUGCAAAGCGAGGCCCUAGGCUAUGCAUAUAGAGUAUGGAGAAGAAAAUGGAAGGGAGAUGGUCGUGAAGAGCUCCGUCCCAAACCAGCUUAUUAUGCGAUUGCGCGUGAACUACGAGAGGUCCUAAAAAAUCGUGCGAAUGACCGGCCACGACCAUUCUACGAGUUUGGGGCAUUUCAGUCAGUCGAUGCAACUCUCGAUAUCUGGGCCACAAACGGGACGCUAUUGCCUCAAGACGUAAAUUUGGAAAUAUUUGCGUUUGACCUGGACUCAGAGUGGACAUACGAGUCCCGUCAAAGCGCACGCCUGGCGCCGAAUUCUAGUACCGAACUCGCCCAUUCCAUGUCGUGCCCACACAAAUAUAUGCAUCAGCAGGCUGCCCAUGAAUUGGUUCCCACACCUUCUUACUCAGUGGUGGUAGCCGCGAUCUUACGGGAUACCAAAGGAGGACUGCUUUCGCAGUACGUGGACUGGCCACAACCAUUCAAGUUCAUCGAACCAUAUGAUCCUGAAUUGCGCUUUUCGCUGGAAGUGGACCGUCUUAUGAUCACCUGUAAACGGCCCGUGAAAGGGCUAGUUUUAAGUGUCGCAGAUGGUGUGGAUGAGGUUGCGUGGAGCGAUAAUUGUAUCGAUGUUAUUCCAGGCCAUCCAUACACAUUGCAAGUCACAGGACUCCAUAAACAGGAUAUAAGAGUUGCUUAUUUAGGUAGCGAGAGAGCUACGCCGGUGAAAGUACAUUCAUAA